Molecule: messenger RNA, 2108 nt
Organism: Suillus subalutaceus
Lineage: Eukaryota; Fungi; Basidiomycota; Agaricomycetes; Boletales; Suillaceae
Product: kinase-like domain-containing protein
Exons: 12
Coding region: 213-1859 (548 amino acids)
Biological process (GO): protein phosphorylation
Molecular function (GO): ATP binding; protein serine/threonine kinase activity
Source: RefSeq, a predicted model, not a curated record
CGAGGGUACAUGCCAUUAAUAUUGAUAUAUUGCUUAGAACUAGGCCGUUCUGAACUUCUGCUUAUGUAUAACAUCUUAUCUUGAGCCACAUAACUCAUAGGCUACUACAGUCGCCAGACCGACAUCACCGCCCGUACUACGCUUUCUCAUUCCUUCUCACAGACCAAUUAGCUCUCUCUUUACUCAACCUUGUACAUUUCCUUACAUCCAACAUGUCCUGGAAACUAGGCACUUCCAAAAAGGCUAAGGACGUCAGAGAAAAUGGCGUCGUCUCACGAUCCGUCACACCGAUACCGUCGCGGCCCACAACUCCCAAGCCUUCUGGUGCUCUCGACCAGCAAGCCCAUCUUCGAUCUGGUAUGCUCACGAUUCGUAUCUUCUCCGGACGCGGUCUCUCCUUAGCACCUGGCGUGCAUGUCCCAGAGGUCAUCCAGAAAGCGCUUGACAACCCACCUGCACGAAGGUCGACCAGCAACCGCGAAAGCAUGCAGAGGAGGCGAUUGUGGUGGCUUCCAUAUGUUGUCCUCGAGUUCGACAACAAUCAAGUUCUGGUAGACGCCAUGGGCGGAGAUCUAGCCAACCCUGUGUGGUCGUACCGGGCAGACUUUGAUGUGUCCCGCACAUCGACAAUAUCAGUCUCAUCAUAUCUUCGAACUGCCGCUGCGGUACACAGCCAAGAAGAUAUGGGUAACGACCUGCUCAUGGCCCGUGUAGAUCUUACACCUGUACUUGACGGACAUCAUGCUUCAGAUCAAUGGUACAUUGCCACCGCCGGCACUGGCUCGUUUCACCUCAAAAUCGACUACAGACCAAUAAGGAACGAGUCUUUGACUAUCGAUGCAUUUGAUUUGUUGAAAGUGAUUGGCAAAGGGAGCUUUGGUAAAGUGAUGCAAGUGCGCAAAAAGGAUACGCAGCGGAUAUAUGCCCUCAAGACCAUUCGAAAAGCCCAUAUCGCGUCACGCCCCGGCGAAAUCACGCACAUAUUGGCUGAGCGGACGGUCCUGGCACUGGUCAACAAUCCAUUUAUCGUUCCACUUAAAUUCUCUUUCCAAAAUCCUGACAAGUUAUACCUCGUAAUGUCAUUCGUAAAUGGCGGCGAACUCUUCUAUCAUCUGCAGAGGGAAGGUAAAUUUGAUCAAGAUCGCAGCCGAUUUUACGCCGCAGAGCUUCUAUGUGCACUUGAGCAUUUGCACGGAUUUAAUGUAGUAUACCGCGACCUGAAACCUGAAAAUAUACUACUCGAUUACACGGGUCAUAUCGCUCUUUGUGAUUUUGGUCUUUGUAAACUCAACAUGUCAGAGACAGAGAAAACAAACACGUUCUGUGGCACACCGGAGUACAUUGCUCCAGAGCUACUUGAGAGUCAGGGGUACACGAAGACGGUUGACUGGUGGACGCUCGGUGUCCUGCUCUACGAAAUGAUGACGGGACUACCCCCUUUCUAUGACGAGAAUGUCAACGUAAUGUAUCAACGCAUCCUCAGUGACCCACUUCAAUUUCCUUCGGAUAUGCCAUCAGAGGCCAGGAGCGUCAUGAUCGGUCUCCUUCAGCGUGAUCCUGUCCGACGUCUGGGAGCAAAUGGUGGUGAAGAGAUCAAGCGUCAUCCUUUCUUCGCCAAAUAUGUUGACUGGAAUAGGCUGCUCCACAAAAAGAUUCAACCACCGUUCAAGCCAAGUGUUGAAUCCGUACUCGACGUGGCUAAUUUCGACCCGGACUUCACUAACGAGGACCCUCAAGACUCCGUUGUCGAGGACUCUGCUCUUUCGUCUACCGUGCAAGAGCAGUUUAAGGGAUUCACGUACAAUCCCGCCAAUGAGCACCUCAGCGAGAGCGUCAACUAUGGACACGCAAUGGGUUAAACCCCCGCAAUGAUUAUUUAUUAUUUGUAGUGCGCCGGGGUGCUCUCGAAAGGUUUACGGAUAUUUUUUUCGUCCCAGUCCGCUUUGUGUGUAUUUAUACAUUCGCAUGCACUCGUCGUUUUCGCCUCUGUGUGAUUUUGUUGCACCUUUUCUUUCCGAUCAGUGGUAGGAGUUAAUGGCAUGUCAAUUUUCAUCCAUGUAAUACAGGCUUUUCUGUCUCUCGUGCUCGUUCUGGUUAUGGAAAGCUUA